AUGCAGGCCCUGCUGCUUUUGCUGGUCCUUCUCUUGCCUCAUGAAGCUGGAGCUGCGGAAAUUAUCAGUGGUACAGAGUGCAAGCCACACUCCUGACCCUAAACGGCCCAUCUGGAAAUCCUUACCGACCAGGGUUAGUUUGUCACCUGCGGUGGGUUUCUCAUAAGUCAACAAUUUGUCAUGACAGCUGCUCAUUGUAAAGGAAAGAAAAUUACUGUCACUCUGGGAGCUCAUGACAUGAAAAAUCAGGAACCCACAUGGCAGAGGCUGCAAGUCUCAGAACAAAUCGUUCACCCCAGUUACAGCGCUCUCACCAAACUUAGUGACAUCAUGUCACUGAAGAUGCCACAUGGACACUCUACCACCUUAGCCCCACUCUCCCUGGGACUGACAACCCGUCUACUGCCCUCCCUCACAGCAAAAGCAACAGCUGAGCUGACCCAUGCCAUGGGCACGACACCCCUGCCUUCCCAGUCUGCCGUUGUUCCCCCUGGGAGAAUCUGCCACGCGGCUGGCUGGGGGAAAAUAGGAGUCACAGAGCCAGAGUCAGACACUCAGAGGGAGGUGAACCUGAGAGACGUAGGCACCCAAGCCUGCAACCAAUAUAUGUUUUACAAUCAUAACUUGCAAAUCUGGGUGGGUGAUCCCGGGAAGACAGGAUCAGCAUUCAAGUGGUAUUCUGGACACCCCCUUCUGUGCACUGGGGUGGCCCAAGGAAUUGUGUUUUAUGGAGAUAAAAAUGGAAAGCCUCCUGCUGUCUUCACUUGAAUCCUCCCA
Manis javanica (Malayan pangolin) is the source of this 777-nucleotide messenger RNA. The record is from RefSeq and is a predicted model, not a curated record. Lineage: Eukaryota; Metazoa; Chordata; Mammalia; Pholidota; Manidae.